AUGGCCUCCCCACCGGUCUUCUCCUUUGAGGGAAGCCACCACUCGUCGGAUGUGUCUCCGUCUGGGUCGGAUUUCCUCGAUGACUCCAGCGCCAGCCUCCUCCAGCGGCAGCAGUCGGCCGUAUCACUGCCGGACCCGGGGCCAUCGGGCGACCGGCGGAGUCCACUCCCCCCGCUGGCCUUGAGCGCGCGCCCGACGCGCAUUCCCACCCCCCCGCCUCUCGGGGUGCGCGGCCACCAGAGAUCCUCCUCCCAUCCCUUCCCCGGCCAGCCGGUGGCCUUCGACGCGGAUGGCAGCGACUCGGAAUAUGACGACCUAGCUGACGUCCUUUUAGAUGCCGCCCCCGACUCGGAGCCUCCUCCGGUGCCGGCGGCCUCGACGCCGGGGCAAUUCCUUCGGCCCUUCGCCGGGCAGGCCCCCUGGCGCCUGGCGCUGCCGGGGCACCAGCAAUCGGACGCCCUCUCUCGGGGGUAUAUCGCCGGGCGCCCGGGUGUCGGGGUUCCCCGGGCCACGGCCACCGCCGGGAAUGCCGGCUCCGGCGGUGCCCCACGCGCGCGCUUUGCCCUCCACUUCCUCGAGCGCGAGAUGAUGGGCCUGGCGCCGUUGGAGCAGCAGCAGCAGCACCACCACCUGACCGACAGCGAGCUCACCACCACCGGGGGCGGGCAUAGCUCGGCCUUCCCCUCGGACGCGGCAUCCGGCUCGGACUUUGACGAUGACCCGGAGUCCGGGCUCCGGGCCCCGGGCAUCGGGGGGCCCGCCGCCCCGGCUCCCCACCUGGCCAGCAGCCAGCCCGUGUCGGCGGUCUUCUUCACAGCGCAUUCAUACACCCUGAGUGACUCGCCGCACAGCCUCUACUCGGUGACGGUGCACCCGGCGGCCGGGCUCAGCUUGACAACUCCCUUCAAUACGCAGAGCUUGGCCCCAGCCCCGGCGACCACGCUCAACAAUCGCGGAACCGUCUAUGAUCCCUUUCUCUUCGACCUGGCCUCGGUGUCACUCAAGUCGGUGGCGCAACAAAUGUGCCUGCGCGACUCUGAAGUCUUUCGCCAGAUCACCCGCGAGGAGUUCCUACUCGGCAUUAAUGGUCGAGAGAAGCACCGCUGCGUGAAUCUCAUUCGCAUGACUGAUCACUUCAAUGAUCACCUCUCCCGUCGCCAUCGGAGCACCUUCGCCAAUAUGGAGAAGCUCAUGGCAACCGAUGACAACUUCCGUCGGUAUCGGCGGAAGCUGGAGUCCACUUCCACCCCAUCAAUCCCCUUUGUUGGGCUGAUUUUGACCGACCUGAUGCACCAGUCGGAGGCCAAUCGCCAGACGGUCGGGUCAACCCAGAUGGAGGAGACCCUGGAGCGCAUUGAGGGCUUGCAGUCCCUGUCCUGCCUGUAUGCGCACCGGUUCUCCAACCAUUCCGGGGCACAGUCCUUCCUUGGACAGCUGGCUCAGCUGGCCGAGUUCCGUUCGGCCAUGGAGACGGAAAACUUCCAAAUCUCGACACAGCGUGAGAGCAAGGAACAGAUCCGCAUCUUCCUGGACGGCGGAGACCCCUUCUCCAUGCUCCCGUCGCCGGUGGUGCAGAUGCCGCCGACGCCGUUGCAACAGCUGGCCAUGCAGUCGCUGGCCACCGGGCAGCCAGUAUCCCCCCUAGUACCCACUGGCACCGGGUCGUCCAACCCCGGCGGAGCCCAGCCGACACCGCAGCAGCAGCAGCAGCAGCAGCACCAGCAGCAGCACCAGCACCAGCAACAACAACAACAACAACAGCCGGCUGGUCCCCUCUCGCCGGAGGUGGGUCCACCCAUGACAGCUGCCGCGUCCACGGGGCCGACCGCGGCCACGGCGGCCACACUGGCUGCAGCCGCCGCGGCAGCAGCGGCAGCCCGGUCAGCAGGGCUCACAUCAGGGUCGCGUGCCGGCUUGGACGUCUCGUCUUCGGAGGACCGCCUGCCACCGGCCUCCCCCCGGCUGUCAGGGCGAAUGACGGAGCCGGAGAUCUUUGCCACGGCGCUGCAGCUCCCUGGGGUGGAUGUGUCCUCGGCCCUGUCGGAGGUUCCGGAGUCGGGGUGUGUGUCGGCGCAGGCGCCGGGCGACCAUCCCCCGGCUCUGGGGUCCGGGUCCGGGUCUGCCCAUGCCUCGCCAGUUCCCAUGGGGGGCAUCGGCAGUGGACUUCCCGCCAGCGGGCCGGCCUCGGAGUCGGACUCGGAUGUGUUUAUUCCGACCGAGCCGGCUCCAUCGCCAGGGAUGCGGCCCCGGUCGGCCCUGGCCACCGGGCCACCGCCAGCCCCCUCCUCGGGGCCAUCCACCCGGUCGGGCGCCUCGUCCUUGGCGACGUCACACAGUCCGCCGACAUCGGGUCCGGAUGUCGGCGGGCCCGGACUGCCACUGGCUCCAGCCGGUGCAUCAGCAUAUGCGCCCUCCGGCCGACACCGGGCAUAUCACCAUCGGCGAUCCGCCAGCUCCAUCAGCGCCAUCAAUGUGCCAACGUCAUUGCUGGCGCAGGAGCUCGGCGCCCCGCCGAUCUCCAGCAGCAUGUCUGUGCGGUCGGUGGGCGGGGGCUCCCGGAAUAGCCUGCUCGAUGAUGACUCGAUGUUUGGCUUGUCCCCGACGAUGGGCUAUCCGCCGGAGGUGCCCGCCUUCCUGGGGGCCGGGUUUUGCUGCUUCUGUGGCUGUGCCGCAUGUCAUGGUGGUGGCGCUGGCGCCGGCACCGGACCCGGGGCCCUGGUGGACUCGGUGUCCGAAGCCCCGACCGUCGGGUCGGCCACCGCCACCCCUGGGGCGCUUUUGCGCACGGCCUCCCCGAUGACACCAAUCUUCCCGGGGUGGUCCGGGCAGAUGAGCUCGCUGGACGAGGCUCUGCCCGGGGUGGGAGAUGGUGGCAGCGCACCGGCCGACGAGCCGCCGGCCACCCUGGGACCUGCCUCGCACCACCCUCCGGUCCCAUCAUCGGGCCAUCAGCACAAUCACCACCAUGCCCCGCAGCCGGGCCAUUUGCUCCCUGCACCGGCCAGCACCCCGGCAUCGCAAUCGCCCUCGAAUUUCUUCCAGCGUCUGAAGAAGACCGUUCGCACGGUGGGCAGCAGCCUCGGCAGCAGCCUCAACAUUCACCUCGGCGUCGGGGUGGGCCCUGGGACGGUGGAGGUCCCCUUGUGCCGGUGUCGAUGGGGCACGGGAUCCGAUCUCCCUGGGCCGAGCGUGCCGACGAUUGCGGUCCUCUCGCCCGGGUCCACCGGGUCCCCUGCUUCACAAGGGGGUGCCUUCUCGCCGGUUUCCUCCAUCUCGCCCAUGGGCGGCUCGACCACCACCCUGCCAGGGCGCUCGGGUGGCGGCGGGGCCGCGUCAACCAGCGCCGAGCAUCUCCACCCCUCUGGUGCGGUGGUGGGGCAUUUUGCCGCCGGCCAGCGUCGCGGGGCCAGCGGAUCGCCGGGCCCCGGGCCUGGGCCCGGCAUUUCCGGGGUCAGCGCCAGCGCCAGCAGCAGCAGCAUCGCCGGGCUUGGAGCCGGGGAUGGCCUUGUCGAUGGCCCGGGGCACCUGCCCAACUCCACCAGCUGGCCAUCGUCUCUGCACCAGACAGCGAGCCCGAUCAAUGGGGGGACGCCCAGCCGGCCGGCCAGUCGGAGUUCGCUGCUCGCCACCUCGACCGGGGGCGGGCCCAUGUCUCCCCCGGCGGGGGAUCUUGUCGGGGCGCCUCCCCUGGGGGGUGAUGCCCGCGAUCACCCCCUUCGGAGCCUGGCCAUCUUCCAUGCGGCCGAGGUGCCAGCCUCCGGGGAGGAUCCUUCCACGGCGGCCGCCGCCGGCACGCGCGUCAGCACGCCGGGGCUGGGGCCGGCGGCGGCGGCGGCGGCAGCGGCGGCGGCGGCCACCGGCUCCGAGGCCACCGGCUCCGAGGCCACCCUCGUGGCGGAGCCCUCCUCGGCGCGGUCUUCCCACUCGGAGCUUCUGCUGGCGGCCGGUGGGUCGGCCGAUUCGGCCGGGGCCUUUGGAGGGUCGGCAGUCGGCACCAACUCCGCCCUGACCCCGGCUGGCAGCCAUCCAAAUGUGGCGAUCCUGGGGCUGGCGACCACGCGGCUGUCCGAAUCAGAGGUGCCCGCUUUGACGGCCACCCCCCCUCGUGGAGCCCUGGCUCCUCCUCUUCAAAUUUCGCCGAGCCCCUCCUCGGCGUCGCUGUCCGCCAGCUCCAGCGGACUGCUGUUCGCACCGUCCCCCUCAUCCGGCUCGGGUGGCGGCGGCGGCGGCGGCGGCGGCGGCGGCGGCGGCAGCACCGGCGGCGGCGGCGGCAAGGCGACCGCAUCGCCGCGGCCGGGCUCCGCGCGCAUGGCCACCGGCACGCCGCUGGCCACGCCGGUGGGCUUCACUCCCGGCGGGGCGGCCACUCGUCGGGGCCCCAGCAUCGGCGGCGCCCUGGAGCCCGGGCUCGGGCAGCAGCACCAGCAGCUGGACACGUGCGGCCUGUGCGGCCUGCCGCUGCCCCUCUCGCGGGUGGUGUCGCUGGGCCAUGUCCGGGUCAAGUGGUCGCGGGUGCGCUUCUGGCAAAUGUCCCGCGAGGCAGGCACACAGACGCUAAGCGCCGGGGCCGAUGUUCGCGGGCUUUCGGAGCGCCGCUGGCGCGAGUGCGUCAUCUACCUGAUGGCCGGCGCACGGCUGCUAUUCUAUGUCCCGGGUGCUUCUGGGCAGGCGCUGCCUCGUGCGCGGACCGCCGGUGAACUUGCCCGGCACCCGACCCUGCCGCACACGGUCGUUUCGCUGUCACACGAAUCGGUGAUCCAUGUUCUGAUCCCACCCAAGGGUGGCGGCGGUAGUGCGGGAGCUUCGUCCGGGCGGUCUGGUGCUGGCACCCGGCGCCUUGGAACUGGCACUCCCUUUGCAGCCGACCAGGCAGCCGCCCCGGUUGGACUGUCCCCCUCGCGGGAGAGCCUAGUCCUGGAGCCUAGCCCAGGCAAUGGGGCUGGCGCCUCCAACGGCCAUGGGCGCAGCUCCUCGGCAUCAUCCUUCCAGGCGGCCUCUGCCGGGAUCGGCGGAGGCGGUAGUCCCCCCCUGUCGGGCCUCGGGCUGGAUGGCGGGCCUGCCGGGAGCGGGGGGGCCGAUCCCCGUGCGUCAUCGGCCUCCUCCUCCAGCUCGCUGGCUGACGAGGUGGCCGCAUCGCUGGUCAUGACCGCGUCACUGCGUCGCAAGCGCGAAAAGUAUGGCUACAUUGUCCGGGUCAACAGUCCUCCGGGCACGGAGUUCCUCAUCCGGUGCGGGCGGUCCUCGACCCACCAUCGCACCGGGGGCGGGGGCUUCUUCGGUCCGGCGGCCACCCUGGACUCGGAGUCCCUGCUCCGGUGCUUUGCCCUCCGCGCGCCGGGGAUCGGGGCUCGUGUGACGGGGCUCGAUCGCCACAGCACUGGCAUGAUUCGGUCGGCCAGCUUCUCCCUGUCGGACUUGGCGCAUGCCGGGCCGAUGGGCGGUGGCCCGCUGACCGCCAUCCCCGGCGGAGCUGGCGGUGGGGCUCCAUUUUCGGGGCACUUUUCGCUGGACUCGCCGCCGCCGGGGGUGCUGCGCAGCCGGCCCCUGUCUGGCGGAUUGCGCCCACUCGGAUCCGACGCCCCGGCCGGGGGGCAACAUCUGUCCGGGCUGAGCCUCCUCGAUACCGGGCUGGAUAGCAGCGAUGAGGACACCAUGGAAUACAUGCCUGGCGAUGUGCCCGUCGGCGGGGGCGCAGACUGGCCGAUGGCCGGGCCGCCAUCCUUGGCCGGGUCAACCAGCAUGCGUCCUCCGCGCGACCGGCACUCGGCCAGCGCCGGUGCCCUUCCCCAGCAGGUGGCCUGGGGAGGCCCGCCGCCGCCGCCAGGCGGCGCGGCCUCGGCGGCCGCUAUGGCUGCUGCCGCUGCGGCCGCCGCCUCACUCCCGCUACAGGGGAUGCGCUUUGUCCCGGAGGACCCCGGCUCUGGGGCCAUGUAUCUGGCGGAGGCACUGCGCACGGCCGUUCGUGCCCAUGGGGCCUGCACGGCUUCUGGCCUGACCACGCGCUGCCUGUGUGCCUGCUUGCAAUGCGGGUCCUUCGGCCAGCCGUCGGCCACAUCGACGGCGGUGCUGGCCGCGGUUCUGGACGCGGACUCCGGCCGGUCACCCUUGGGUGCAGGAGCGUCGGGCCUCUCGCCCUCGACACACCCUGGGGCCGGCGGGGUGGUGAGCCCCUCUCCAAGUGGGGCCGUUGCCACACCAAGUCGGUACUCCCUCCGGUGAGCGGGUGCCACCUGUCCCCCUCCUCCCCUGUGCAAUCCCCCCGCAAUCCCACCCGCGAGCGAACAGCCCACUCGCAUCCUGUCCUUGAGUUUUCCCCUCCUUCUCGACCCCAUCUCCCCACCCAUGGAUGGGUCUCCUAUCCUACCUCUGUCUCCCCCCUUUUCCCAUCCUCAUCCCCCCCCCCC
Fonticula alba is the source of this 6404-nucleotide messenger RNA. RefSeq lists its product as hypothetical. The transcript has 4 exons. Bases 1 to 6219 code for a protein of 2072 amino acids. Gene Ontology annotation, biological process: Ras protein signal transduction; positive regulation of GTPase activity. The record is from RefSeq and is a predicted model, not a curated record. Gene Ontology annotation, molecular function: guanyl-nucleotide exchange factor activity. Gene Ontology annotation, cellular component: plasma membrane. NCBI's taxonomy places the organism in Eukaryota, Rotosphaerida, Fonticulaceae.